AUGGCUAUGCUGCUAUACGAAGCACCCACAGGCAUCGCAAUUUUCUCUUUUGAUGGGGACUACCUGAAUGAUUCGGUGGAGGACUUCUGGGAAUGCUUGCCACCACUUAAUCUGGAGGAAUUCAUAAAAAAUGAGACGGUGCCUUCCCCACUUGACACCAUGACUAAAGCUAUUGACGAUCACCUAGCCAAGAGGCUAACUGAGCUGUGUGGUUCUGAAAAGAAAUUAGUUGUGGGGAAUGUUGAAUAUAAAAGAAUAAUUGAAAUGAACCUGAGAAUAACAUGUCUGCAUGUUCAUGUUCCGGAUUGUAAGGUGGUCAUUUGCAGUCUGAAGAAUCCCAUGUAUACUUUAUUGCCUAGAAAACUACCAAAUCCGGAUGAAGAUUUAAUAUUCUUCUUAAAGCAACAUUACAUUGGUUGCAAGCCUGAGAUGGUUAAUGACUAUAUCAUUAAGGAAGCGCAUAUCUUGCAUGAAAACGAAUCACUUGAAAAGGAACAUUUAAAGUUCUUCCGAAUUCUUCUAAAGGAUUUUCUGGUUAAAUCUUGCAUUGACGCAAAGAAUUGGAAUGCAAUCCACUUUGCAACAGCUCUGAAGGUGAUCUGUUACCCUAAAGCAUCAUAUGAAGUUUACCGCCCUGAUAAGAUUUUUCCAUGUGGCGUGCAUCAAAAGAUGAAGGACCAUUCAUCUGAAUAUGAUACAAUGUUUGCCAAGAUUGACGCCUUGUCUGUCUAUAAUUUUGUUAUUAGUCUCAGUUCAGAAAAGUUUUUAAUAUUGAGUGAAUUGGACAUCUUGGUUACGAAGGCUAAAGAAGAGUUGAAGAUAGCAGGGGCGAUCAGGUGCAAAGAUCGUUCUCCAGGAAAGCGGAAAACCAAUAGGAUCGACUUAUAA
Triticum aestivum (bread wheat) is the source of this 888-nucleotide messenger RNA. RefSeq lists its product as uncharacterized. Gene Ontology annotation, molecular function: ATP binding; snoRNA binding. The transcript has 6 exons. The record is from RefSeq and is a predicted model, not a curated record. Bases 1 to 888 code for a protein of 295 amino acids. NCBI's taxonomy places the organism in Eukaryota, Viridiplantae, Streptophyta, Magnoliopsida, Poales, Poaceae. Gene Ontology annotation, cellular component: box C/D methylation guide snoRNP complex; small-subunit processome.